AUGUCCUUGAUUCGACGUGUCUAUCAUCCUGAGGGCAUUGGCGAAACAGCACAGACUAUGGUUCGACGACCGGAUCCUGACCCCAGCACAUCGGAAGGGAAUGGAUCCGCCACAGCUCUGUUUCAAGCAAACGACCAGAAGCACACGCGUGUGGCUAAAGAGGUCGAGGGCGAUGUUCCACCAAUCAUGGACGAGGGCUCGCUAAGUGCACUAGAGUCUUGCCCCCAGAGAAAUUUACCACAGACAUGCUUUGCAAAUACAGAAGAUGAUUUUGAAGAAUAUAACCUACAUGCCAUCACGAAUGAGCCUGAUGUCACUACUAUUUUGCAUCAAAGUAGAAUUGAGCACACAAGCUGGUGCUUUGCCGAUUCUGAUUCAAUACCGGCUAUGAUUUCAAGUCCUGGAAGCGAAAUCCAACAGACCAUGUCUCUGCUCAAAGCAGAGGAGUACGAGCGCCAAAUCCUUUGUUGCCAAUUCUGCACAUCAGGUGUGGGUCUGGCAGAGUCGUUGGGCCUCUCGCCGAACCUGGUAGGCCAAGCGCCUCCCUCGCCACCGCCCGGCACCCCCAGCGACGAGAUGUCGGUCCACGAGGUGCGCAGCUCUGAGGAGCAGCUUUAUACUGUCGGACAAUAUGAACGUGUCACAACACCAUCUCCAUCACCGCCACUUUGUCGCGAUUCGCUUCAAGCUCUGCGACUUUUAUCCAGCCAAUCCAUUUUGGAUGUUGACGUACCCAUAGAGACGUCUGAGCGCACCGCGUUCACAACGCCUUCAUUCGACAUAAUCAACGAAUGGCGCAAAGCCUUUGGGGCCUUCAAAAGGUACACGCCGCCUCUAACGCCGCAGCACACGCCACCACAUCUCCGUCCUCAGCAUGAAGAGCCGCCACACAACUCUCCGCAAGUGUCGCUGUACGAGAUGCCUUAUCAUUCACAGCGCCACUCCUUUCAGCAAUCACCGUUGAUCAAAGAAGCAACGGGAGAGUCGGAGCCAGCAGGUCCGGACCCAUUCGAUGAUCUCGGCGCAAAGAACCACGCGACACCGUGGCACAAAGCUCGAUCACAUCGAGCUUGGUGCCCCUGGGGUCGGACCCGGUCAAAGUCAUCCCCAUGCGAGCGACAGCCAAUCUCAUCAUAUCCAGAAAUACACACGUGUGAGCCAUUGAGUAUGACAUGGUCACGGCACCAUGCUCAGGCAGCCAUGAGGCACGCAACGACACCCGAACAAGCGCCACGACGUGUUCGGCGUCAAGUGUCGACAGCUAUGUUUUCGCGUACAUGGAGAACAUUUCUUGAUCGAGCUAGAGGUCGAUAUAGCACAAGCGAUGCAAUAUCGAAUGCUACGUAA
Malassezia globosa CBS 7966 is the source of this 1347-nucleotide messenger RNA. RefSeq lists its product as uncharacterized. NCBI's taxonomy places the organism in Eukaryota, Fungi, Basidiomycota, Malasseziomycetes, Malasseziales, Malasseziaceae. The coding region runs from base 1 to 1347 and encodes 448 amino acids. The transcript has a single exon. The record is from RefSeq and is a predicted model, not a curated record.